Molecule: messenger RNA, 1251 nt
Organism: Punica granatum (pomegranate)
Lineage: Eukaryota; Viridiplantae; Streptophyta; Magnoliopsida; Myrtales; Lythraceae
Source: RefSeq, a predicted model, not a curated record
UCGGUUCGAGCUCCAUAUGUUUCUUAGUCGAGUAUGUCGCUCGGAAGACUACCGAAAGUUUGGCGCCGUUAACCGCGAAGGGGCCCGCAACCGCAACACCUUCUUCGCCUCUGCAAACUCUUCCGCCUCCUCUGGCGCAGUCUCUCCGAUCAGCUUCAGCUCUCGAGUCGGAGCUCAUGGGCCAUAAUAAGCCUAGGCGUUUCAAGACCCAUCAUAACAGCCACAAAGGCCAAUCCAGUAGAACCCAUCGAAUCCCCAGGGAUGAAGAGUCUCUCCCAGCUGACCCAGCCAAUGAAGAGGAGUCUACAACGCCUAAAGUUCAGCUUGCUAUGUGGGAUUUUGGGCAAUGUGAUGCCAAAAAGUGCACAGGCCGCAAACUUUCAAGAUUUGGCCUAUUGAAAGAGAUGCGAGUAAAUAGUGGAUUCGGCGGUGUAGCUCUGAGUCCUGUUGGGCAGCAGUGUGUUUCAAGAGAAGAUUACAGCUUGAUCAAGAGGAAAGGACUGGCGGUUGUGGAUUGUUCAUGGGCCCGCUUGGCUGAUGUACCUUUUGUGAAGCUCCACUGUGCUGCCCCACGCCUCUUGCCUUGGCUGGUGGCAGCAAAUCCAGUAAAUUAUGGUCGACCAUGUGAGCUAUCAUGCGUGGAGGCUUUAUCUGCUGCUCUAAUUAUAUGUGGUGAAGAGGAAACUGCACAUUUGUUGUUAGGAAAGUUCAAGUGGGGUCAUGCUUUUCUUUCACUAAACAGGGAACUUCUGAAGGCUUAUUCUGAAUGUGAGAAUGGCGCUGAUAUUAUAUCAGUCCAAAAUACUUGGCUCUCUCAGCAGGCUCAGGACCCCAAGGCUCCCUCGGAUAAUCAAGGUGAUGCGGCAGCAUCUUUCAGUGACGAAGAGGAUUCCAAUUCUGAUUCUGAUGAGGGGCUUCCACCUCUCGAGAGGAAUAUGAAUCAUUUGACUCUACAGGAAAGUGAGGAGGAGAGUGAAUAGAGAUAUUAUGCAGCCCAAGCUAGCUGUUUAUUCUAAACUAAGGCGCGACACUUGCACGAGGCUGCGGGUCUGAAAAAAAUUUCUUUAUUAUUUAGUUUAUCAUAGUAGUAUAACUAAAACUAAUAAUACAAUUACUGAAGUGGAAAAUUAUGAUUUUUCAAUUGAUAGUAAAUGAUACAAAAGAUUAUAUUAAUCUUUGUAAUAUAUAAUUGCUGGGACAUUUACCAUUUUUUGCCAUUUACAAAAUCUACAAAUGGAGACUUUCAUUCUU